UUGCCUUUUGUUUGUUGUGUAUUACAGUUACGGCCGGGUUGUCUGCUCUUACUGAUGACGAAAUACAGAACGUCACUAGUCUGCUGGGACAGGAAUCAGGUGGCAAACCAAACACAGAUGUCUUCAGACAGCUACUGAACCAGGAGACCCUGAUCAGAAUGGCGCUGGUGAAAAAUGUCCACGCACUGAUGAAGGAUAUGGUAGAAAUGAAACAAACGAUGGUUGUCAACGACGGAAGACUUCGGGAGGCUGAGAAAGAAAUCAAAGAACUCAAGCAAGAGGUGCAGACACUGAAGUCUGAAAAUCAUAAAAUAAAGCAGCAGUCUACAAAAUUCCUGCAGAGAUUCACGGAUUUAGAUAAAUUAUUUAAAGAAAUUGAUAAAAAUUUCACAAACUUCACAAAUAGCCGCGUUGAAUAUGAACGAGAAAUGGACUCAAAAAGACGGGAAUAUGAGAAAAACACUUCCGGUAUACUGGACGAUAUAAAAACAGAAGUUCGUUAUUUGUCGGUGACUUUGUUAGAUCUUAAUAAACACACUCUAGAAUUGGAUAAAUCUAUUCCAAACCUCAUCGAAAACAAAAUAACACUUUUGUCAGGAAGGCUGAAUGUUUCACUAGAAAAUUUGAGUGACGAUAUAGCAGCAUCUUUUACUUACAGUGUGCAGUUGUCAACAAACUUAUCUGCUCUGGGAAAAUAUCAGGAAAGCAUUAAGAGAAUGAUUUCAGAAAACCUUAAUAAGACAAUUCAUGGUUUGAAAGCGGACGUUCAACAAUCACAGAAUGACCAGCAAAAGUUGUCGUCUGCUGUGGCGUCCUUGGAAGUUUUCAAACUAAACAUGUCCUUAAACAGCUGUGGUAAUACGGUUCACGUAGGAUUUACUGUGGGUAUGACGAGUCGCCACUCCACCUGGGCUGGAAGUACCCUAGUGUUCCCUCAUGUUGUCUUCAAUAACGGAAAUGGGUACAACCCCAGCACUGGGAUAUUUACCUCACCCACGGCCGGCACUUACGUCUUCUUUGUAAAUAUUAACACUGAUGGUGCUAAUUAUAUUUACUUAGAUAUCGUACUUAAUGGGAGUUCAAAGGUCAGAACAAUGUCGUACAAUUCUGCAACGUAUAUGACUGGAACAAACAUGGCCGUCCUCCAGUUAUUUAAAGGCGACACAGUUUGGAUUAAACGCAAUGUUGGGAAGAGCUACUAUUCCGAAGGUGUACCAAUUACAACCUUCUCUGGUUUCCUUUUAUGACUUAAUAAAACGACAGCUUAAUACUGAAUGUUUAUACCUGUCUGUAUUCGAAUGCAGAGUUGAUAUCGCAUAUAACAAAAGGUGUGUUGUCUUAGAAAAUACUAAUAAAAGACUAAUUAUAAUGCGUUGACUAAAGAAGUAUAGUAUUAUGUACUGGAGAAGAAAUAUAAAUUCUCACUUCUUGUAAAUCAGAUUUGUUUAGUGUUGGCAUUUUUCAUU
Messenger RNA from Saccostrea echinata, 1466 nucleotides. Its product is annotated as caprin-2-like. Lineage: Eukaryota; Metazoa; Mollusca; Bivalvia; Ostreida; Ostreidae. The coding region runs from base 159 to 1247 and encodes 362 amino acids. The transcript is spliced from 3 exons. Gene Ontology annotation, molecular function: protein binding. The record is from RefSeq and is a predicted model, not a curated record.